GCCUAGGGGACAAGGAAGAUGGACCUCGCAAGUCUGCCAAGCUACGUCUUGGUCUUGAGAUGGCCGGACUAGCGCAAUGGAAAGACUUGGCGGGAGUCGUCACGCCCAAUCUCGUCGUUCUAGGGAAUCUGAGACGAUUCACCAAGACGAGGAAGAAGCAGAAAGCCAGCCCAGAGCAUCGGCAUAUACUAGUCUCUCAUACGAUGAGGAUGACCUGGACAAGAUAGGGAGCGUAGCAAGAAAGCUACGUGCCCUGGAGGAAAAGGUGGAAGAGAAGGCGGGAGCAAAAAAGCACACCCUGGCUAAAUCUCCCUUUUCGGCCAGGGUACAUGCACAGAAAUUGAGGCGGAAGAUUAAGCUGGACGUGGAGAAAUUCAUAGGAAAGGAGGAUCCAAACGUCCACCUUGACACCUUCCACAAUGCAGCACAAAUGGCCGGGUGCACUGAUGCUGAGGAAUGCCUACUCUUCUUCUCGUCCUUGAGAGGGAGGCCAGUGGAAUGGUUUAACGGCCUUCCACAUGGUAAAAUCGGGUCCUUUAAGAAACUUUCCGAAGUUUUUCGCAAGAAGUACCAGGACAAUUGUAUCAAACGGAAGAAGUUCACCUACCUAAACACGGUAGGGCAGAGGGAGAAGGAGUCCUUGACUCAAUUUUUGACCCGCUGGAGGGACGAGGUUGACAAUGUAGAAGAGAUGGACGAUAAGACGGCCAUGUCUUUGCUGAUGAAUGCCUUUGGUCGGGUGACCUCUACACUGAAUUUUGUAGGAGACCACCCUCUUCUUAUCAGGAAGCCUACAAUACGGCAUGGGAGUAUGCCGAGGCGGAGGUCCUAAACAAGAGCAAGCGAGAGCUGGAGGAAGGCUACACAAGGGUGAAAACCGACAAGCCGAAGAAAGGAAGGUCAGGAUU
Cuscuta campestris is the source of this 908-nucleotide messenger RNA. The record is from the annotation of a GenBank genome assembly. NCBI's taxonomy places the organism in Eukaryota, Viridiplantae, Streptophyta, Magnoliopsida, Solanales, Convolvulaceae.